Messenger RNA from Bathycoccus prasinos, 1683 nucleotides. RefSeq lists its product with no specific name. The record is from RefSeq and is a predicted model, not a curated record. Gene Ontology annotation, molecular function: glycosyltransferase activity. Lineage: Eukaryota; Viridiplantae; Chlorophyta; Mamiellophyceae; Mamiellales; Bathycoccaceae. Bases 1 to 1683 code for a protein of 560 amino acids. The transcript has a single exon.
AUGCGGACGACGACGAGCGAACGCAAAACCUUGCGUCUCGCGCGUUUGCUCGCGUUCUUCGCCGCGUUUUUGUUCACCUUCAACGCGCUCGAUGCGUUUUUCGCGAGUCAAUCGAAAAGAUCUCAUCGAGAACACCGAGAGUUGUUGUUGCACUCGGCGGGGUCUUCUUCUUCUUCGAGUUUGGAAAGGAGCGAGUCGACGAAGGCGUCCUCCUCUUACUCCGUUGCAAAAAGCAGCGCGGGAGGAUAUUCGUCUUCAUCUUCUUCGAAAAAUGAUGAUGAUGGUGAUGAUGGUGUCGAGAGUGGUGGUGGUUCGUUGCAACAACGAAAAAACGCAAAACAACAACCUUUAGAAGUAGUAGGCAAAUGGGGCGAUUUUAAUCCAAUAGUUCACGCGGAAUUUUCCGGGUCCGUGUCGAAAUGGGGCGAGAACAACUUUAAAUCGAGCGCGAGAGAGUGUCACGAGGAUUGUCUCUCCAUGAACCCGGACGGGAAAGCCGUCGGCGACCGGGCGUGCAACGUGUGGGUGUGGUGCGGGGACGCGAACGGGUGUUUAGGGCAAAAGUAUCGAGCGUGUUGGUUGAAGCACCAAGCGAGGCCGGAGAUGGCGAUUGGCGCGAAAGAUUCGGCGAAUCCGUGGACGAGUGGGAGUUUGGCACCGCAGUUACCGACAAAAGGAGACCCGGGGAGUCAUCGGAAGUUUCACACGUUGGUCACGACGAACGCGAACGUCUAUCAGGCGUGGCAAGUGCGCGUAAUGUAUUUUCACUGGAAGAAACAGAAAAAGAUAUGCGUGGAGCAGGAAACGAAGGAAGAGCCGUGUCAAAUGGGUGGUUUUACUCGAGUUUUGCACGACAAACCGGAUUCGUUGAUGUCGGAAAUUCCAACCUGCGUGGUCGAUCGAUUAGACAACGAGAUGGGAUUUGUCGUCUUGAGCAGACCAAACGCGUUUAUGCAGUACUUUGAAAAGUGCGACAAAAUUGAAGAAACGUACGUGUUAAUGGCUGAACCCGAUCACGUGUACAUCAAACCGAUUCCUAACCUGAUGAUUGGCGAACGACCGGCCGCGUUCCCGUUCUUUUACAUCGAACCGUCUCGAUGGCCAACUUUAGUCAAACGCUUCGUCGGAAACGAUAAAAUGAGCGCUCAAGAUAUCGAAAAAGUCGAUCCGAUCGGUUCCUCCCCAGUCUUCAUUCGCAAAGACGAUUUGAAACGACUCGCCCCAGUUUGGGUAGAAACCACCUUAGCGAUCAAAAAAGACAAAGAAGCCAAUCGAGAUUGGGGAUGGGUUCUCGAAAUGUACGGUUACACCAUCGCCGCCUACCGCGUCGGAUUACAACACGACUUGCGCCCGCAGCUCACCGCGCAACCGCCCUGGGACAAGUCCAUCGGUGACUUCCUCUCCAUCCACUUCACCUACGGCAUGGACUACGCCUUAAACGGCACGUUCACCCCGGGUAAAUUCGGCCAGUGGAGGUUCGAUAAGCGAACCUACCAAAACGGCAUACCGCCGAGAGAUUUGCUCGCGCCGCCGGAAAAGUCCGACAACGAGUUGGUCAAGUUGUUGAUCGCGUGCAUAAACGAAGCGAGCAAGAACAUAGAUACGUGGGAAACCUUCGAUGGUAAGAAUCGAGUCGUUCAUAAAGGCGCUCAGAAUCAACCGAACGUGAAAAAAAAGAUGUAA